Molecule: messenger RNA, 1749 nt
Organism: Triplophysa dalaica
Lineage: Eukaryota; Metazoa; Chordata; Actinopteri; Cypriniformes; Nemacheilidae
Gene: depdc7b
Product: DEP domain containing 7, paralog b
Exons: 9
Coding region: 3-1667 (554 amino acids)
Biological process (GO): intracellular signal transduction
Source: RefSeq, a predicted model, not a curated record
ACAUGGCUUCAGUUCGGGACAGAGUUGCAGCAUUUAAUGCAGGGGGAGCGCUAUACAGUCCCAUGAACCGACCCCUUGAUCACAAAUUGAUCAACAAGCCCCCAGCAAUAAGCAAUGAUGAUAUCCACAACAAAGACAUCUGCAGCCACAUCAUCACCGUUCUACAGGCCCAAGUGAAGAUCAAAAAACGCAGAAAACAUCUGAAAUAUCAUGAUAACUGCUUCCUGGGCUCAGAUGCCGUCGACGUCAUCCAGGCUUUUCUUAUCCAGAAUAAAGUUCUUGGGGAUGCUGAGGUCUGCAGAGCCAAGGUGGCUCGUUUUUGCCAGGUACUGCUGGAUUAUAAAGUGUUUGAGGCAGUAGGAACCAAAUCUCUGGGGAAGGCCGGUAAACCAGGAGGCUUCCAAGACAGCAGCACCAGUCUAUACAGGUUUCUCAACACGGAACGUCCUUCAGUGGAAGGGUUUGAAUCUGUUCUUUUGUCUCCCAGUGUGGAGAACUCAUUGAACGUCACUCCGUGCAGGCAGGACGUCCUAUUAUUCUCUCAUAGCACACCUGUUAAACCGGGUCAUGCGCUGGAUCUACUCAUGGAGAAGCUGGACUUGACUGGACUUGUUAGUUCUCCUCCCAUUGAAAGUCUACCACCAUCUGUGGUCCGAGAAGUGUGGCAUGAGCAGACAGUAAGGCGGUUGUCACAGUUGAUAGAUCUCCCCCUGCUGGAGGGAGUGCUGAACUGCGACAUUCCUUCUCCCCCAUCCCGAGGCCGUAAUAAUGAGCCCGACCUGCUCUACACCAGUAACUACCUCGACAGAGAAGUUCUCAAGGCCUUCCGAGACUCACAAUCUGACGUUUGGUUGUCAGCAGCUGUAGACCUCCUAGACUUUCUGCCUGACCAGCUUGUGGUGGAGGUGAGCAGAGAGCUUCCCAGUUACUACUGUGAAGAUGAGGACGCCGACGAAGGCCAGAGCAGACCCUCGGGCAUCGACGAGUGUAAAUUACUGCUGUUUCACAUACUGGACAAACAUUAUGGACACAUGGACUUUAAGCCCCUCCUCUGUGACACCAUGGUGGACGUUUAUAUUGCGAUCAUGGAACUCCUGGCAAAUGGGAAGUUUGAACGUGCUCUGGAAGUUUUGCAGCUGACACUAAAGCUGCUGUCUGCGUCUGCGCGCGAGGAACUGCGCAGAUUGCUGGAGUUCAUGGCUGUAGCGGCGGAUGCUGCAGAGAUUCAGCUUCACACAGUGAUUGAGAACCGGGUGAUUGUGAAGAAAACCUUCACUACAGGCAUCAUCCAGAGCAGGAGUCUGCCGAAAGGAAAGCUAGACCUUCUGCUGCUUUUCAUGCUCGACAACCACCAAGAGAUCUUCAAGAUUCCAGGUUCGCUUCACAAGCUGGUUAGUGAGAAGCUGGAUGACAUUGUGAAACAUAGAGAUUCCUCCACUACUGACAGUCCAUUUUGCCAGCAAGUGCCCAGAGAAGCUUAUGCUGACACCGUGAAACACUCGACCAACAGUGAAUUGUUCUCUCUGCUAAAGAUGAUCGACGAAAACACCAAAUAUUCACAGAGAGAAAAGAAACGACUCCUGGCACAGUUUUAUAAGGGACAUCCGGAAAUCUUUAUGCAGUAUUUUGGAUCUCGGCUAGGCACUUUAAACCUUAUUGAAGUUUAAGUAUUGCUGUUUGGCGUAAAUGUUUUUUGUAAAUAUGCUGUGUGUUUUAAAAUCUAAAUAAACAUAUAUACAUGUUAUAAAA